AUGGCAGAUCGGUGGGAAAUGCAGAACACAAAGUCCAUGUCUGGAAAGCACAUCUUAGAUGAGGGCGUCAAUGGCCAAGGAAUCCAGGAUCCCAUCGAGCCAGGCUCGAAUGACAUAGACGAAAGAACAACCCAGGAUUACAAGACAGCCAUUGAGCGCAGCAGAGCCUUCGGCGGCGAUCGACUUCGCCACGCAAAGCCCAAUACCACCAAGGGCUAUGAGGAAAGCUCGGACGAGGAGGAUAUUGACAUCUCCUGGCGCCCGGAUCCGUCUGGUCAUCCACGUAGGACCUUUUAG
Molecule: messenger RNA, 297 nt
Organism: Penicillium nucicola
Lineage: Eukaryota; Fungi; Ascomycota; Eurotiomycetes; Eurotiales; Aspergillaceae
Exons: 2
Coding region: 1-297 (98 amino acids)
Source: RefSeq, a predicted model, not a curated record